Punctularia strigosozonata HHB-11173 SS5 is the source of this 1446-nucleotide messenger RNA. RefSeq lists its product as uncharacterized. The record is from RefSeq and is a predicted model, not a curated record. NCBI's taxonomy places the organism in Eukaryota, Fungi, Basidiomycota, Agaricomycetes, Corticiales, Punctulariaceae. The coding region runs from base 1 to 1236 and encodes 411 amino acids. The transcript is spliced from 2 exons.
AUGGCCUUGUCUACGCUACCGACAGAGAUCUGGCACCAUAUCCUCGCCGUCGCGACAGCCGUUCCAGGGGCCCUGGACGUUGGCCCUCGCGAUCCUUUCCACGCACCGCCGCGUCUACCGUUCUUUGAUGAGCAGAAUGCCUUACAGGACUCGCUGAAGAUAAAGGGCUCAUUAUCGAGGGUUUGCAAAGUUUGGAGGGCGUUGGUCGAGCCGUACCUUUACGAGGCUAUCGUAAUUGGCCCCCGCGGAGCGAGUACAUUGCCGUCUCUAGCUGCUGCGCUACUCAAAUCCAAGAAACAAGCAGAACAGCGUGCAUCCUCUGAAACCUGCCCCUUGGGCAACUGGACGAGACGUCUGGAUUUGCGAAUGCACGAGCAUCGUGCUAUCGAACUCGGCUCACUUGCCAGUGUCGUUGGAUGUCUGCCCAACCUCAGUAUCUUGGCAGUAUACGUGACAGAACCCAUCUAUGCCCACGUACAAAUGCCUCGCAAUGUGGUAGAGGCCCUCAUACAGACAUGCGCGUCGUCCCUUCAGAUCAUCCACUGCUGCAGCGACCGUCUUCAUUUCUCGCGGGCGGAUUGGAAGGAGCUGCUCGCUGCGUCACCAUCGCUACGGCAUAUACACCACGAGACAUUCGCACCUCCAACCUUGCGAGAGGACGCUCAAUCAAUCACACUACGAUCCUCGUGGGCCGAACCGCCCGCCAACUGGGUGCACAUAGCGUCAUCAUUCAAGGACCUCCACUAUUUGCGAUACAUUAGCGCGUACGAGGACGAUCUAUCCCUGCGCACGGCGCUCCUUCUAUUCGGUCGCUCCUUGCGCAUCCUAGAGCUUGAUCGCUACUCAAACGCCACAUCAUCCAAUCCCGUUUUCGGGCUUCAGAACGUGUCUGAUUUGUGCCCUGCUCUGGAGAAGCUGACGCUGCAAUUCCUGGCUUGGGAGGAAACGGCGGAGCUUGAACGCCUUCCAAAGACCGUCACACACCUCGGCGUUCGCUGCUACUCCUGGUCGACGACCGGGGAGCAAUACGCCGACCUGUUUGAGACUCUAAGAUACGUUGAUGCCGAAUCGUUGCGUGAAAUAUGGUUCCUUGACGAUGCCCGAUCUUACGAUCUACGGGUCCGCUAUCCGGGAGCGCUUCGGGUAGGCUUGGGGGUAUGCGAAGAACGCACUUGGGAGUUGAAGGAUUCUGUUGGAAACCCCUUCACGUUGGGCGAUAUCAGAAUACAUCACUAACACUCAGGUCCGCGGUAGGCUUGCGUCGAUUCUCCGUCUGCCGCUCCAUGCACCUGCUUCGGUACCAGCGGCUCUGCCACAUGUGGUGCAUCAUACAUCAGCUGCGGAAUGGUACACAUACAAUGCAGUUCUUCUGCACGGCUUCUCUUAUGAUACUCAGUUGAUUCUGAAGGACUAACAUUUUUUAUCAAUGCCAUACUUCGCUUCGAG